Oldenlandia corymbosa var. corymbosa is the source of this 2958-nucleotide messenger RNA. The record is from the annotation of a GenBank genome assembly. NCBI's taxonomy places the organism in Eukaryota, Viridiplantae, Streptophyta, Magnoliopsida, Gentianales, Rubiaceae.
AUGAGAGCUGAUGGCGAUGGGAUCUUGGGAGGAGGGAAGAGAUCAGAAACGAGCCUCAAAGUGAAACGCAUAUGGCUGAAGAGGAAAGAAAAAUGGCUGGUGUUUCUCGGGGUGGUCUUGCACGCUGUUUACAUGCUCAGCAUAUUCGACAUUUAUUUCAAGACCCCAAUUGUUCACGGGAUGGACCCCGUCAAACCCCGCUUCACGGCUCCGGCGAAGCGUCUCGUUCUUCUAGUUGCUGAUGGUUUAAGGGCUGAUAAGUUUUUCGAGCCAGAUUCAAAUGGAAUUUACAGGGCUCCGUUCUUGCGAAGUGUAAUUAAAGAACGAGGUCGUUGGGGAGUAUCUCAUGCACGUCCUCCUACGGAAUCUAGGCCUGGCCAUGUGGCCAUCAUUGCUGGGUUUUAUGAGGAUCCCAGCGCUGUCACAAAAGGGUGGAAAGCAAAUCCCGUUGAGUUUGAUUCAGUGUUUAAUCGCAGCAGACACACUAUUUCUUACGGUAGCCCUGACAUUGUUCCUAUAUUCUGUGGUGCCGUGCCUCAUAGCACCUGGAACAGUUACCCUCAUGAUUAUGAAGAUUUUGCCACCGAUGCAUCGUUUUUGGAUGAGUGGUCAUUUGAUCAGUUCAAGAGCCUCCUGAAUAGGUCUAAUGAAGAUCCAAAGUUGAAGCAGCUGCUUUUACAGGACAAUCUUGUUAUUUUUCUCCACCUACUUGGUUGCGAUUCAAAUGGCCAUGCCCAUCGACCUUAUUCAUCCAUUUACCUCAAUAAUGUCAAAGUUGUUGAUCAUAUUGCGGAGAGAGUUUACAAUCUCAUCCAGAGUUACUACAAGGAUGAUUUGACUUCCUACAUUUUUACUGCUGAUCAUGGAAUGAGUGACAAAGGAAGCCAUGGUGAUGGACAUCCUUCAAAUACAGAUACUCCCCUGGUUGCUUGGGGUGCUGGCAUCAGACAUCCUACACAUAAUACAAGUGGUGAACACUCGGAUGAUGCUAUUCGUUUUGUUGAUGAACAUAAGCAUGACAUGCCAACACCUUCAGACUGGGGCCUUGAAGGCAUUGAGAGGCUGGAUGUUAAUCAAGCUGAUAUUGCUCCUUUGAUGUCAACUCUUCUCGGUUUGCCAUGUCCGGUUAAUUCAGUUGGGAAUUUGCCUCUUGGCUAUGUAAAUUUUGAUGAGGUGGAAAAAGUUGAAGCUGUACUAGCUAACACGAAGCAGAUUCUUAAUCAGUUUCUUCGUAAAUCGCAAUUAAAGCAGUCACAUUCUUUGCAUUUUGAGCCAUUCAAACCCUUGACAAACUAUUCCCUGGUGUUGGAGCAAAUCGAGGAUCUGAUAUCUAUGAGGAAGUACGAAACUGCAAGAAAAAUAUCAGAGCAUCUACGAAGCUUGGCACUGGAAGGACUACACUAUUUUCAAACCUAUGAUUGGCUUAUGCUAAUGACAGUUAUUACUCUUGGUUACAUUGGUUGGAUGGUCUACAUUCUGCUUCAUGUCUUGCAAUCCUAUUCAUCUUUGGCGGGUAAGGUUGCAACAAUGAGGCAAGCGGCUAAUCUGAAAAAGGAUACCAGAAAGGUACAAUUAAUUGGAUGUCUGCUGUUGUGCGUGGCCUGUUCUGUAUUAUUGCUGGAACAUUCUCCCCCUCUUUAUCAUGCAUAUGCUGCAGUGACGAUAUUUCUCUGGACACAAAUUUUUAGUGAAUAUCAGUUCUUAAAAGUACUGUGGAGGGAGUUUCAGAGGAAGGAACCUUAUUACUUUGUUAAGCUUUUAGCAGCCUGUAUUGUAUCAGUAUUCAUCCUUGAGAUCUUGGUAAAAAGCUUCACAGAAAGGAAACUCUAUACCUGGUGUUUUUUAACAGUUGGCACUGCUGCUCCUCUGUAUCUUAUACGCGCGAUUCCUUGGAGAUCUGGAGUUCCAGUUAUGGUUUGGCUAGCAUGCUGGUUCUUGUCCAUUUUUACCUUGAUGCCUGCUGAAAUACCAGAGAAUACGUCUCUUGUGGUCACUAGUGGAGUUGUCAUCAUGAUCAUUGGAGGAGUUGCAAGGUAUCUCGACCUACGUGCUAAAGAUGACAAGUACUGGCUUAAUCUUCACACUGAUGAUGCAAAAAGACCUAGGUUACCUAUGCUCUUUCAUUUUCAGAUUCUUUUUGUAGGUUUAUCAUCAAUCAUGGUGCCAUUAUCAACAUCUCACAGAACAGAAAAUCAGGAGUUGCAUGCUCUUCACCAGCUUAUUAACUGGUCAAUUGCUGUUUGUUCGAUGGUGCUUCCACUCUUCUCAGCUAAUGGUCUCUUGUCACGGUUAACUUCAAUAUUUCUCGGAUUUGCCCCUGCAUUUUUACUUCUUUCUAUUGGAUAUGAAGCUCUUUUCUAUUGUGCUCUGGGACUAGCACUUAUGGCGUGGAUACUUUUUGAGAAUGCUUAUCUCUAUUUAAGCAAGGAAAACGGGCUUUUAACCUCCAAUAGAGUCAUGGAGGACAGCAUACUGAAAGAGGAUCAGAGAUGGCUACAGCUCUCUGACAUGAGAAUUGCUCUGACAUUCAUGGUUUUCUUCAACAUUGCAUUCUUUGGAACCGGCAACUUUGCAAGUAUUGCGAGUUUUGAGAUAUCCUCAGUCUACCGGUUUAUUACAAUUUUUAAUCCAUUUUUGAUGGCAGCUCUCCUCAUUUUCAAACUAUUGAUACCAUUCAUACUUGUCAUCUGCACAUUUAGUGCAUUAACCAAAGUAAUCCGGGUUCCACUUCUGGGAUGCUACUUUUUAGUUAUACUGUGUUCAGACGUGAUGACAAUCCAUUUCUUUUUCCUGGUCCGGAAUACAGGAAGCUGGAUGGAAAUAGGUAACAGCAUAAGUCACUUUGGUAUAAUGAGCGCACAGGUUGUGUUUGUUCUCAUGCUUUUAGCUCUCACAAAUGUGUACACAAGAGAUAUCCAAACUAGAUCAACCUUGCAUUUGUCUCGGAAAGCUAUGUGA